Haemorhous mexicanus (house finch) is the source of this 3788-nucleotide messenger RNA. It is a transcript of the gene SP2, whose product is annotated as Sp2 transcription factor. The transcript is spliced from 8 exons. Gene Ontology annotation, molecular function: DNA-binding transcription factor activity, RNA polymerase II-specific; RNA polymerase II cis-regulatory region sequence-specific DNA binding. The record is from RefSeq and is a predicted model, not a curated record. Gene Ontology annotation, biological process: regulation of transcription by RNA polymerase II. Lineage: Eukaryota; Metazoa; Chordata; Aves; Passeriformes; Fringillidae. Bases 558 to 2642 code for a protein of 694 amino acids.
AUUGAUUGAAUUUCCGCGCGGGAUUCGGGGUGGUCCCCAAAUUUCCUGAGGGGAUUCAUUCCCCUGGUGGAAUCUGGGCUGUUUUCCCUUAUGGGAUUCAUUCAGGAUGAUUCCCAAAUUUUCUUAUGGGAUUCAUUCCCCUGGUGGGGUUUGGGAUGAUUCCCAAAUUCCCCUGCUGGGGUUUGGGAUGAUUCCCAAGUUUCUCUCAUGAGAUUCAUUUCCCCGAUGGGAUUUGGGCUGUUUUUCCUCAUGGGAUUCGUUUCCUUGGGAUUCAUUCCCCUGGUGGGGUUUGGGAUGAUUCCCGAAUUUCCCUGGAGGGAUUUGGGAUGGUUCCCAAAUUUCGGGGGCUCUGCUUCACCACGAGUGGGAAACACACGGAGGGAUCACACCGGGCUUCCCUGCCUUAACAUCCCCAUUUAUUUUUCCGGGAAAAUGGGAUUUCUCCAGAAAAACGGGAUCUCCCUGGCCGGGAUCCGGCUCCUCCCCGGCCGGCUCAGCCCCGCUCUGAUUCGCGCUCGGGGCUGUUGAUCCUCAGCUCAGCUCUGCCCUAAAUUCCGAUGGAAGGGAGGGAACAGCCGCACAAAAUCCCUGGGAAAACGAGGAUAUUUCAGGCUGGGAACGGGGAGAUUUGGGGCUGGGAAUGGGAAGAUAUCAGGGUGGAAACAGGAAGAUUUCACCCUGGGAAAAGGAAGAUUUUGGGCUGGAACUGGGGAGAUUUUGGUUCUCUGGGCACACCUGCUUUGAAGUUGGGCUCUGCCAGCUUUGGGGGGCUGCUCCUCCAGCCGAGGCUGUGCUGGAAUUCAGGAAAUGAGGGAAAUCCAGGAAUUCUCCCGGGGGCUUCCCUUGGGAACCAACCCAAGCCCAAACCCCGGGGAGAAGCUCGAGGGACAGCAUGGCUGCCACUGCUGCCGUCAGCCCCAGACUCCCAGCCCUCUCCCCUGGCCCUGCUGGCAGCCACAUGCAGCAAGAUCGGUCCCCCCGCCGUGGAAGCCGCCGCCGCGCCGCCGGCGCCUCCCCAGCCCACCCCUCGCAAGCUGGUGCCCAUCAAACCCGCCCCGCUGCCCCUGGGCUCGGCCAAGAGCAGCAUCGGCAUCCUGUCCUCCAAGGGGAACCUCUUCCAGAUCCAGGGCUCCCAGGUGGGCACCUCCUACCCCGGGGGACAGCUGGUUUUCGCCAUCCAGAACGCGGCCGUGCUCAACAAAGGCUCGCGCUCCUCUUCCUCCUCCUCCUCCUCCUCGUCCUCCUCCUCCUCCAACAUCCAGUACCAGGCGGUGCAGCCCGCCGGGGCUCAGACCAUCCAGGUGCAGCCUAACCAGAUCCAGAUCAUCCCAGGCACCAACCAGGCCAUCCUCACGCCCUCCUCUUCCUCGCACAAGCCCGUGCCCAUCAAGCCAGCCCCGGCGCAGAAGGCGGCGGGAGCGGGCGGCGUGGUCAAACUGCCCGGGGGUGCCAACGUCACCCUGACGCUGCCACCCGCCCUGGUGAGCCCCGAGGCGGGCGGGCAGGCCCAGCUGCUCACGGACAGCCCUUCCAAAGGCGGCAAAAAGCCCCGGAAAAAGGCCGGGUCCCCCGGGCAGCCCGCCGCCGUGGCCGUGGCCGAGCAGGUGGAGACGGUGCUGAUCGAGACCACGGCCGAGAACAUCAUCCAGGCCGGCAGCAACCUGCUGAUCGUGCAGAGCCCCGGCUCGGGGCAGCCCGCCGUGGUGCAGCAGGUGCAGGUGGUGCAGCCCAAGCAGGAGUCGCAGGUGGUGCAGAUCCCGCAGCAGGCGCUGCGCGUGGUGCAGGCGGCCUCGGCCACGCUGCCCACCGUGCCCCAGAAACCCUCCCAGAACUUCCAGAUCCAGGCGGCCGAGCCCACCCCCACCCAGGUGUACUUCAAGACCCCCUCCGGCGAGCUGCAGACCGUGCUGCUGCAGGAGGCCUCGUCCAUCCCGGUGCCGUCCUGCGGCAGCCCCGGCACCCCCGGUACCGCCCCCGGCACCGCCCCCGGCACCGGCCCCGCCCGCCGGCCGGCCCCGCGCAAGGAGCGGCCGCUGCCCAAGAUCGCCCCGGCCGGCGGCAUCCUGAGCCUGAGCGCGGCACAGCUGGCAGCAGCUGCCCAGGCCAUGCAGACCAUCAACAUCAACGGCGUGCAGGUGCAGGGCGUGCCCGUCACCAUCACCAACAGCGCAGGCCAGCAGCAGCUGACGGUGCAGAACGUGUCCGGCAACAACGUGACCAUCAGCGGGCUGAGCCCCACCCAGAUCCAGCUGCAGAUGGAGCAGGCGCUCUCGGGGGACAUCCAGCCGGGCGAGAAGAGGAGGAGGAUGGCCUGCACCUGCCCCAACUGCAAGGACGGCGACAAGCGGCCGGGCGAUCCCGGGAAGAAGAAGCACAUCUGCCACAUCCCCGAGUGCGGGCGGACGUUCCGCAAGACGUCGCUGCUGCGGGCGCACGUGCGGCUGCACACGGGCGAGCGCCCCUUCGUCUGCAACUGGGUGUUCUGCGGCAAGCGCUUCACGCGCUCCGACGAGCUGCAGCGGCACGCGCGCACCCACACAGGUGACAAACGCUUCGAGUGCGCGCAGUGCCAGAAGCGCUUCAUGCGCUCCGACCACCUGACCAAGCACUACAAGACCCACCUGGUCACCAAGAACUUGUAGGGCGGGGACAGCCCCGGCCCCACCCCACAGCACUCCGGGAGGGACCUCGGGGACAGCCCCGCCCUCCCCGCCGCGCCCAGCACCCCAGAAACGGGGCUGGGGGCGGCCCUGGGACCCCCCGGGCUCAGGGGUGACUGUGACCCCCCCCAGACCCUCCCCUGGGACCCCCCGGGCUCAGGGGGUCACCCAGAGCCCCCCCAGAGCCCCCCCUGGGACCCCAGAGGCUCAGGGGGUCACCCAGAGCCCCCCCCGGGACCCCCCGGGCUCAGGGGUGACUGUGACCCCCCCCAGACCCUCCCCUGGGACCCCCCGUGCUCAGGGGGUCACCCAGAGCCUCCCCAGAGCCCCCCCCGGGACCCUGCGGGCUCAGGGGGUCACCCAGAGCCCCCCCCCAGACCCUCCCCUGGGACCCCGCGGGCUCAGGGGGUCACCCAGAGCCCCCCCUGGGACCCCAGAGGCUCAGGGGGUCACCCAGAGCCCCCCCUGGGACCCUGCGGGCUCAGGGGGUCACCCAGAGCCCCCCCAGAGCCCCCCCUGGGACCCCCGGGCUCAGGGGUGACUGUGACCCCCCCAGAGCCCCCCCUGUGACCCCAUGGGCUCAGGGGGUCACCCAGAGCCCCCCUUGGGACCCCACGGGCUCAGGGGGUCACCCAGAGCCUCCCCAGAGCCCCCCCCGGGACCCCCCGGGCUCAGGGGGUCACCCAGAGCCCCCCCUGGGACCCCGCGGGCUCAGGGGGUCACCCAGAGCCUCCCCAGAGCCCCCCCUGUGACCCCAGAGGCUCAGGAGUGACCCCACAGGUUUAGGGGGUGACCCAGAGCCCCCCCUGGGACCCCACGGGCUCAGGGGUGACUGUGACCCCCCCCAGACCCUCCCCUGGGACCCCAGAGACUCAGAGGUGACCCCACAGGCUCAGGGUGUCCCCCAGCCCCUUCCCUGUGACCCCACAGGCCCAGAGGUGACCCCACAGGUUUGGGGGGUGACCCCACAGGUUUGGGGGGUGACCCACACCCUCCCCUGUGACCCCACAGGCCCAGGGGUCCCCCAGAGCCCCCCGAGCCCCCCAGGCUGUGGGGCAGGAGCCGGCCCCGGGCAGGCUGCCGAGCACAUUCCUCCUUUCUAUUUAAGUCUAUAAAUAGCUAUAAAUA